AUGGAUUACUCGUACGACGACGACCUGGACGAGCUGUGCCCCGUCUGCGGGGACAAGGUCUCCGGCUACCACUACGGGCUGCUCACCUGCGAAAGUUGCAAGGGCUUCUUCAAGAGGACCGUGCAGAACAACAAGCACUACACGUGCACGGAGAGCCAGAACUGCAAGAUCGACAAGACGCAGCGCAAGAGGUGCCCCUACUGCCGCUUCCAGAAGUGCCUGGCCGUAGGCAUGAGGCUGGAAGCCGUGCGCGCCGACCGCAUGCGAGGCGGGCGCAACAAGUUCGGCCCGAUGUACAAGCGCGACCGGGCGCUGAAGCAGCAGAAGAAGGCGCUGAUCCGCGCCAACGGCUUCAAGCUGGAGACGGCGCCCCCGCCGCCGCCGCCGCCGCCGCCGCCGCCGCCCAUCGUGUCCCCGGUGCAGGCGGCGGACUACAGCGGCCUGCCCGCCGCGCUGCACGGCCUGGCGCACCACCCCGGCGCGGCCAAGGCGCUGCCGCCGCCCAGCGCCGCCGCGAUGACGCCCGUCGACUACGAGCGCGGCCCCUACGGCACGCCGGCGCUGGCGCUGCCGCUGCCCGCCGGGCAGGGGGCGCUGGCCAGCUACCACUACCCGCCCUUCGCCAGCCGCGCCAUCAAGUCCGAGUUCCCGGACCCGUACGCGGCGCAUCCCCACGAGGCGGCGCCGGCGUACCCCUACCCGGAGCCCUACCCCGGCGCCGGCGGCGGCUCCCCGCCCGCCGCGCCGGACGUCCCCGACGUGAUCCUGAAGCUGCUGCAGCUGGAGCCGGACGAGGCGCAGGUGAAGGGGCGCAUCCUGGCCUGCCUGCAGCAGGAGCAGGGCAAGAGCCGCCACGACAAGCUCAGCACCUUCGGCCUCAUGUGCAAGAUGGCCGACCAGACGCUCUUCGCCAUCGUGGAGUGGGCGCGCAGCUGCGUCUUCUUCAAGGAGCUGGAGGUGGGAGACCAGAUGAAGCUGCUGCAGAACUGCUGGAGUGAGCUGCUGGUGCUGGACCACAUCUUCCGCCAAGUGCAGUAUGGGAAGGAGCACACCAUGGUGCUGGUGACCGGCCAGGAGGUGGACAUGUCCGCAGUCGCCACGCAGGCGGGCUCCAUCCUGAACAACCUGGUGCUGAGAGCGCAGGAGGUGGUGCUCCACCUGCAUGCCCUCCAGGUGGACAAGCAGGAGUUCGUCUGCUUGAAGUUCCUGAUUCUCUUCAGCCUUGAUGUGAAGUACGUGGAGAACUCGAGUCUCGUGAAGGACGCCCAGGAGAAAGCCAACGCAGCCCUGCUGGAGUACACGGCCUGCCACUACCCCCACACCAUGGACAAAUUCCGGCAGCUGCUGCUCCGGCUGGCCGACAUCCGCGCCCUCAGCAUGCAGGCGGAAGAGUACCUGUACCACAAGCACCUGAGCGGGGAGGUGCCCUGCAACAACCUGCUGAUCGAGAUGCUGCACGCCAAGCGGACUUGA
This is a messenger RNA of Varanus komodoensis (Komodo dragon), 1473 nucleotides long. RefSeq names its product nuclear receptor subfamily 5 group A member 1 (gene NR5A1). NCBI's taxonomy places the organism in Eukaryota, Metazoa, Chordata, Lepidosauria, Squamata, Varanidae. The transcript has 6 exons. Gene Ontology annotation, biological process: tissue development; regulation of transcription by RNA polymerase II; hormone-mediated signaling pathway. The coding region runs from base 1 to 1473 and encodes 490 amino acids. The record is from RefSeq and is a predicted model, not a curated record. Gene Ontology annotation, molecular function: RNA polymerase II cis-regulatory region sequence-specific DNA binding; nuclear receptor activity; zinc ion binding. Gene Ontology annotation, cellular component: RNA polymerase II transcription regulator complex.